Molecule: messenger RNA, 1682 nt
Organism: Salarias fasciatus (jewelled blenny)
Lineage: Eukaryota; Metazoa; Chordata; Actinopteri; Blenniiformes; Blenniidae
Gene: atf1
Product: activating transcription factor 1
Exons: 7
Coding region: 150-977 (275 amino acids)
Biological process (GO): regulation of transcription by RNA polymerase II
Cellular component (GO): nucleus; ATF4-CREB1 transcription factor complex
Molecular function (GO): RNA polymerase II cis-regulatory region sequence-specific DNA binding; protein binding; DNA-binding transcription factor activity, RNA polymerase II-specific
Source: RefSeq, a predicted model, not a curated record
UUUUUUUUUAAACUGACAUCUUUGUGUUUUUAGCUGUUAGCCACUGCUGCUAAGUAACUUUUCUCUGGCCGCUCCCCGACUGAAAGUUCAUACACGAGUUGCACGAAGUCCACGCUGUGAACGGGAGCACUUGCGCGGCGUUUGGAAAGAUGUCACUUGGAGGUUCUUCUGUUGCGGUUGUACAACUGCCGGGGGGUCAGUUUCAGGUUCAAGGGGUGAUCCAGUCUGCACAGUCAUCAGUCAUUCAGUCCCCACAAGUGCAGAGUGCCCAGCACCAGGGUAGCGACAGUGAAGAUUCCCAGGACUCAUCAGACAGUGGAACAACUACUCAAAAGACCAGAGAGAUAUUGGCAAGACGGCCUUCAUACAGGAAAAUCCUAAAUGAACUUUCAUCUGAGGAAGUAACACACAUUGAGGGAAAAGAUAACAGCCCGUCAUCCACAGGAGUGACGGGCGUCACAACCCCGAUCUACCAGACCAGCACUGGCCAGUACAUUGCCAUCUCUCCUUCUGGCGCAUUCCAGCUGGCGACUCAAGGUUCUGAAGGCAUUCAGGGUCUUCAGGCUGUCACCAUGGCCAACUCUGGCGCAGGCCAACAAGGCGCCACUAUCGUUCAGUAUGCUCAGAUGGCCGAUGGCCAGCAGAUACUGGUGCCCAGCAAUCAGGUCGUAGUACAAGGUUCAGGAGGGGAGGUACAAACUUACCAGAUCCGCACGGCGCCCACAUCCGCCUCCCUGCCUCAGGCUGUACUGAUGGCCUCUUCAGUGGGACUCAAUCAGGGAAAGAGUGAUGACCCGACACUCAAGAGAGAAAUCAGGCUUGCAAAAAACAGAGAGGCAGCCCGUGAGUGUCGAAGGAAGAAAAAGGAAUACGUUAAAUGCCUGGAAAACCGCGUAGCCGUCCUCGAGAACCAAAAUAAAACUCUGAUUGAAGAACUGAAGACAUUGAAGGAUCUGUACUGUGUUAAAACGGGAUAGCCUGGCUGAAUUAAGGCGGACGCUCGAGACAUGUUGGCACAGUUCGGCCCUUUGGACAUGACAGGGUUUCUGGGAACACUUCAAUUCAGGCUGAAUGUCUCCAGUUGUUGUUUAUUUUUUAAACUCUGUUUGAUAAACGUGACUUUUGGCAGACAGGUUUUCCUGUGUGCUCAAUCAAAAACAAGAACCUUCAAUUUGGCCAUUUUCACCUGCUGUUUUUUAAAUGCUAAUACUAUAACAUUUAUAGUUGUGUACAUUUUUAAUACUGGGAGGUUUGAAAUUGUGAGCUUUAACACUGAGUCUCAGUUUAUACAUGUAUUCCUUUCCUCCUUUUUUCCUUGUGUUUUUAAAGAUGUUGCUGUUGGACUUGGUUAAAAACAAACUAUUGCAUUUGCAGAACUUUGCCUGUGUACCACACAGACACAAUUUCUGUUGAUUUUGCGAACCAGCAAUUCCCUUCAUUUCCCCACGAGGAGAUGUUACAUUUGUCAUUCCUUAUUUUUGUGCAAUGGAACAUAAAGGGUAAAAGAAAUGAUGAACUUGGGUUGUGGUUUGUUUCUCGGCAGUUACUUAGACAAUCAGGGAAAAAAGCACAGUGUCCAGGUAAUAUUUAUUGUGUACAUCUUGGGAGGGGCGGGAGAGAAGAACAAACCGUGUUUGAAAUGUUGCUGAUUCUGUAAGUAAAUAAAUAUAUUUUCACGUGUA